This is a messenger RNA of Danio aesculapii, 3453 nucleotides long. It is a transcript of the gene abcb10, whose product is annotated as ATP-binding cassette, sub-family B (MDR/TAP), member 10. Gene Ontology annotation, molecular function: ABC-type oligopeptide transporter activity; ATP hydrolysis activity; ATP binding. Gene Ontology annotation, cellular component: membrane. Bases 419 to 2548 code for a protein of 709 amino acids. The record is from RefSeq and is a predicted model, not a curated record. NCBI's taxonomy places the organism in Eukaryota, Metazoa, Chordata, Actinopteri, Cypriniformes, Danionidae. The transcript is spliced from 13 exons. Gene Ontology annotation, biological process: transmembrane transport.
UUGGUGUAGUAACGUUUCGCCUCCUCGAACCUCAAGGAAAUCACCGGGGUCACCUUUUUACUCUUGUUUUCUUUAAAACACUUCAAACGCCACUUUUCUGCAGCUGGACAGUCAUUUACUUUGUUUGGAUUAAAGACCGACAGAUGUCGCGCAGCAGGUUUUUGUGACAGGGCGCUGCCGGUGAAAUCGCUGGGCGUGUGUAAAGAUAACGCAAAACUGUCAGGAACAGAUAAACCUCAGUAACCGUCGACCCCGGACAACAAGUAGUCGGUCUUUCUAACAUUAACUGUGUGUCAUGCAGUUACAAGUCAGUCCUGACACUCCGGUUUUCACACUGGUCAUCUGACUAUAUACACUAAGUUUAGACAGACAAUGAUUAGAGACUUGUGAUCUUCAUUUGGUUUCGAUUUUUCUUUAAAUGUAUGGGACAAUGUUGCGAAUGACAGGAUUUGCUAUCGGGAAACUGCAACAGUGUAGCAUUACCUGUCGGUCACGGACUUUUCAUCACUGGUCAACCCGGACAUCAAGAACGUGGAGAAGGCAAGUGUGCAAAAAUGCAUCGUUUGAUAUCUUUCUGUUGCCUGCGUAUAAGGGAAGAAACAUAUCCAGACUCUCUUGUCUCAGAACUGAAGGGUUAUUUUCACCUAAGCACUCCAGACACACAGUUGCUCUCUAUAGCACAUCUACAGACUCCAGACAAACCUCAGGGUCUGUGGGAAAUCAGGAGAGCAGCGUGAAAACCACAGCGGACUCGUUACCUGUUCCCUCGGAAGAUGUCAAGAAGCUCCUUCAGCUGGCGCAUCCGCAGAGAUGGAGACUGACAGCUGCUGUGGGGUUUCUGGUGAUUUCCAGCACUGUCACCAUGUCUGCGCCCUUUUUUCUGGGAAAAGUGAUCGACACCAUCUACACCAGCCCCACCGAGGACUUCAGCGCAUCCCUGACCUCUCUCUGUCUCAUGCUGACAGGCGUCUUCCUCUGCGGAGGCGCUGCAAACGCUGCUCGUGUCUACCUCAUGCAAAUCUCAGGACAACAGAUUGUGCGAAAAUUGCGUGAAUCCCUUUUCUCCUCAAUUUUGAAGCAGGAGUUGGGAUUCUUUGAUAAGACCCGAACCGGGGAACUCAUUAACCGGCUCUCAGCAGAUACAGCCAUUGUGGGACGUUGCCUCACUGAUAACCUGUCUGAUGGGCUGCGUUCCCUGGCCCAGGCUGGAGCCGGAGUUGGCAUGAUGUUAUACGUGUCACCCAGUUUGGCAGCUUUUGUGCUGAUGGUGGUUCCUCCUAUUGCUUGCCUGGCUGUCAUUUUUGGUAGAUUUCUACGAUCCAUAUCGAGACGCACACAGGACGCAUUAGCAGAGGCCACACAGCUGGCAGAAGAGAGGAUUAGCAACUUGCGGACGGUCCGGGCUUUUGGAAAAGAACUGACGGAGGUGCAAAAGUACUCACAAAAGGUUGACCAUAUAUUCGAACUAGCCAAGAAGGAGGCUGUGGUUUCUGCUGGAUUCUAUGGAGUGACAGGGCUGAGUGGAAAUGUCAUCAUCCUGAGUGUGUUGUAUAAGGGAGGUUUGCUGAUGGCCAGUGAGGCUAUGACUGUUGGGCAGCUCUCGUCUUUCCUUAUGUAUGCCUUCUGGGUAGGCAUCAGCAUUGCAGGUUUCAGCUCAUUCUACUCUGAGCUGAUGAAAGGUCUUGGUGCUGGUACUCGUUUAUGGGAACUCAUAGACCGAAAGCCUGAAUUUCCCCUCAAUGAGGGGCUUGUAUUAACAUCAGAGCUGUUAAAAGGAGAACUGGAGUUUCGUAAUGUGAGUUUUGCUUACCCAACGAGGAAGGAUUCCCCCAUCUUUCAGGACUUAAGUCUGCAUGUGCCGGCAGGGUCAGUAAUGGCAGUGGUAGGAUCCAGUGGCUCAGGCAAAUCUUCACUAGUCUCACUGCUGCUGCGGUUAUACGAUCCUGAUUCAGGUAUUGUCAGUGUUGAUGGCUAUGAUAUUCGAGACUUAAAUCCUUACUGGUUGAGGAGUCACAUUGGUACUGUAAGCCAGGAACCAGUUCUUUUCUCCUGCUCAAUUGCUGAGAACAUCGCUUACGGGGCGGCGAAUCCGAGUCAGGUGACAGUAGAGGACAUUUACAGGGCAGCACAGAUCGCCAAUGCUCAUGACUUCAUUCAGGAGUUUCCUAAGGGCUACGACACUGUGGUGGGAGAGAAGGGGGUUCUGCUGUCAGGUGGACAAAAGCAGAGAGUGGCCAUAGCACGAGCCCUGCUGAAGAAUCCCAAAAUACUUUUACUGGAUGAAGCCACAAGUGCUCUGGAUGCAGAGAAUGAGUUUUUGGUCCAGGAGGCGUUAGAGAGGCUGAUGGACGGCCGUACAGUGUUGAUCAUCGCUCACCGUCUCUCCACCAUCCAGAGCGCGGACGCUGUGGCAGUACUAGACCAGCAUCGUGUGAUGGAGAUCGGCAGCCACUCGCAGCUCUUAGCCAAUGACCAGGGGCUCUUCCGCAAGCUCAUGGAGAAACAGGCCUUCCUGCAGACCGAGCAGAAACAGGCGCUCCUCAAAUAAGAGAAAAACAAACAUUCAAACACAUUAAACGUCUCUUUACUGAGCACUCCAACAGAAAAAAACACUGAAAUGUAGCUGUUUAGCCUGUGCAGUAUCAAGUAACUGGAAACCAGUUGUAUACUGAUCAUUGUUAAUUACAAUGACAUAAUAUAAUACUCAUCUUAGUUCCAUAAACACUGUUUUUAUUCAACAGUUUUUAUGCUUUCAUAGCCUAUGGAAAACUCAAAAGGAAUAUGAGGUAAAUUUUAUAUAUGAGACUUAUCAAGUUACUUGAUGCUACAUGUAAUAAAUCAUGUCAGCCGUUUAUUAAGAAACAGGUGAUUAUCAAGUUAUCGAAGUGUACAAAGGGCCUUAUUCAUGAAGAAGUCAUCUAAACUAUACAUAAAACCAUUCACUGGGAGUAUUUACCCAUUUGUUCUGCUUAUUUUUAGUAAGUAACAUGGAUAAUGACUUCUUUAUUUUUAUGGUUACAGAAACAGCGCUUCUGUCCUUUCUUAUUUACUUUGGUAAUGACACCGAUGUCAAUAUAUUGUGCCUAAAUCCUAAACCACAAAGCUUUAACUGGGAUGUAAAUCAAACUUUGACCCGGUUACAGUGCCAUUUUCUGUUGUCAAUAAUGAAGAUAUUGAUUUAAAAGCAGCAUCUGUAUGGACUAUUGUAAUAGAAGAAAAAGGGUAAAUAUUAUCGUCUCUAGAACACUAUAACAGAGAUAUUUUAAUGUACUUUUAUCUACAGCCUGUAUAUACAUAUAUUUAUAUAUGUGCCACUGGAAUAAAAAGAAAUCUAUUCAGAAUUAUAGAGGAUUUUAAUAGUUAGUGUGGUAACUUAUUAGGUUUAAGUUUGUGAAAUGUGUAUUAUUUUGUUUUCUAUUGUUUUAUCUGCACUCUUAAUAAAAGACAUUGUAA